CUCUGGCGUGUCGCCUACCCACCUACCGGUUGAGUGGUUCCUCCACAUCGUGGUGACGUCCAUUUACCUUGUCCGUGCGGUCCUGCCGAGACUCAACCAUGCUGAGCUUAGCAAGCCAUGAACCCGUUGCGGCGCCGCGAAGAGAGCCCAAGGGAAGCUUGUUGCCUUCGCCGAUGUGCCUGGUCCGAGCGUUCGAUAAUGAUCUUCGAACAUCCGUGGAGACGGGCGAUCUUGCGCGAGCGAGAUGAUUGGGCAGACAAGGUCGUGGGCACAAUGGCGCGAUGCGAUUCGUGCGCACUAACUCAAGGCCGUCGGCAGUCGCUGAGAGAAGGUUUACGAACGGCACGGGUGGCAGCAUUUCUGCAGCGCUUGAGCAACGCUUAUGCAGGAACUCAGUCGAGGCACCCAGGGCUAUGCGUAGAAGUCUGCUCGCAUGGCUGGCUGUUGCGAACUAUCCUUGUUGUUAGAGCGCUAUUAUCUUAUGGUCCAGCAUAGCAACACGGUGAACACGCAGCACGCCUUAGCACAAGCGAAGCACACAAUCAUCGUUGCGGACAGCGCUCUUUGUGAUAGCGCUGCAGUUUGGCUUGCUGUGGGACGACGUUGCAUCGGCGGGCAGUUCCUGGCGCAUGCGCUACAGCGGACUAAGGUCCCAUCGUGGUUUGUGGGAAUAGAAACACCCACCGAGUUAGGCAAUAAGAUGCCAAGACCAGAGUUUUCACUUUCCACGACACU
Molecule: messenger RNA, 735 nt
Organism: Baudoinia panamericana UAMH 10762
Lineage: Eukaryota; Fungi; Ascomycota; Dothideomycetes; Mycosphaerellales; Teratosphaeriaceae
Exons: 1
Coding region: 118-495 (125 amino acids)
Source: RefSeq, a predicted model, not a curated record